Messenger RNA from Brachypodium distachyon (stiff brome), 1495 nucleotides. Its product is annotated as mitochondrial import receptor subunit TOM40-1. Lineage: Eukaryota; Viridiplantae; Streptophyta; Magnoliopsida; Poales; Poaceae. The transcript has 11 exons. Gene Ontology annotation, biological process: protein import into mitochondrial matrix. Gene Ontology annotation, cellular component: mitochondrial outer membrane translocase complex; mitochondrial outer membrane. Gene Ontology annotation, molecular function: transmembrane protein transporter activity. The record is from RefSeq and is a predicted model, not a curated record. Bases 124 to 1140 code for a protein of 338 amino acids.
CCCUCCUAAAACCCCUACCUCCCUGUUCUCUCCCCCGCCGACGGCGCAGCCAAAACUCGCACGACCUACCCAGCCCCAAAUCACGCGAACGACGAUCACGCCGCCGCCGCUGCCGCUGCCGCCAUGGGUUCUUCCGUCAGCCACGCGGCUGCUCCUCCUCCCCCACCUCCCGGCUAUUCGGCCCCUGCUCCCGCCUAUACGGCCCCUCCCCCCUACGCCGCGGUGAACGACCCGCUGUUGAUGCCGCAGGCGGAGGCCAAGGAGGAGGAGGAGGAGAAGGUGGACUACCUGAACCUCCGCUGCCCUGUCCCCUACGAGGAGAUCCAGCGAGAGGCCUUCAUGGCGCUAAAACCGGAGCUGUUCGACGGGUUUCGGUUCGAUUUGAACAAAGUGUUCGGUGAAAAAUUCGCUUUGAACCAUAGUCUGUCCAUGGGAUCCCUGGAGAUCCCGUCGCAGGGAGCUGAUGUGAUCAAAGUUCCUACCUCUAGUUACGAGUUUGGAGCCAGCUUUGUUGAUCCCAAGGUGAUGCUUAUCGGUAGGAUCUCGCAAGACGGAAGGCUGAAUGCACGUGUCAAGUACGAUCUCCCAAGCGGUUUUUGCUUAAAGAUAAAUGCUCAGUUGACAAACGAGCCCCAUUACUCCCAAGGCAUGGGUACUCUUGAUUACAAGGGCAAGGACUCUAGAUCCCAAUUUCAAUUUGGGAAUAAUGGCUUCUUUGGUGGGAACUACAUCCAGAGUGUCACGAAGAACCUCUCCUUGGGAACUGAGGCUUUUUGGCUUGGAGAGCAAAGGAAAUCAGGAGUUGGUUUUCUUGCUAGAUACGACACCAAGAAAAUGGUUGCAACUGGACAAAUUGCAAGCACUGGUGUGAUUUCACUGAGUUAUGUUCAGAAAGUAUCUGACAAGGUUUCUCUUGCGACUGAUUUCAUGUACAAUCAUAUGUCAAGAGACGUAACAGCAAGUGUCGGUUAUGACUAUAUCCUGAGACAGAGUCGCUUGAGGGGAAAGUUGGAUACCAAUGGUGUAGUUUCUUCUCUAUUGGAGGAGCAAAUGGCUCCAGGCCUCAAUUUUAUUCUUUCUGCAGAGGUCGAUCACUGGAAGAAAGAUUACAAAUUUGGGUUUGGCCUGACCUUUGGAUAGUAAGAUAACAGGUGGAAUUUUUUAAGGGAGGCAUGCACUAUUAUAGCGCAUUUGUCGAUAAGAAUCAGACGUCAUUGGUUUUGCUUCCAUUUUGUUUUGUGCUAUUGAUUUGGCUGCUGUGCCCUCUGGCCAAUGGAAAGGGGCCUCACUGUAACCAGGUUCUUCACUUUUCGAAACGAUCGGCGCCUAGAUUAAAUUUAGUUAUGCGCUCAAGUUUGACGGGAACACGCUCCCUGAAAUAUUCGUUCUAUCCAACCAUACCAAUUUGUGUAUUUACAGGGGAUGCAUGUACUAUAGCGGCUGGCACCGAGAUAUGUGUUGUGUUUGGAAAAAAUGGAUGUUUUUUUCCGAGAAA